AUGGAUUUGAAUGAAGAAAACAUUAUUCAAAUAUUAGGUGAGUUCUUGCUUUCAGAUGGAUUUCAAUAUUAUACCAAAAUUUAUGAAAUAUUCUCAUGUUUAUCAGAUCAAGAUUGUGAUCAUCUCUUUUUCGAUUUUAUUCUAGGUUUUCUAAAGAAUGAACCACCUUACAAAUCAUUAUAGUUAAUACAUGCUUUUCUUACAGCAACUGCUUCACCUCAAACUUACAUAUGCGAACUGAUUGAACAACAACAUUAUGAAAUUUUAGCGCUUCAUUUGUAAAUCAACUCAUUCACAGAUAAUCAAAUCAAAUAAAUUGUCUAUGAUAAACUUAAAGAAUAAUCAAAUGACUAUAAACAAAUAUUUUUGCUUCAAAGAUUGUAUUUUCUUCUUGAUCCAAAUAAAAAAGAUAGCGCCGAACAAAUUUUCACUAAUAAUUUAAAAAUUAUUCAAUAGAUUUUUUCAACCAUUUAGGAAGAUACCUUAGUUUAAUAUUUGAAAGUCUAAUCUAUUUUAGUUCCUUUUUGCAAGGAGAUUUAGCAACAAAAAUUAAUGAAAUUGAUGGUGUUAAUUAAACAAUAGAACCCAAAUAUUGGAAUUCAAUUGUAAUGGGCUAUCUAUGAAGUUUAUGAAUAAAUAGGAUGUGCUUAGAAUCCUCCAGAAAUGGAAACCAUUGAGAAUACACAACCUAAAAUCUCAUUUAGAUUGUACUAUGUGAAGCAGAAGUAUAUAUAAAAUAUCAGACAAUUAUCUAAUCUGAUUAGAGAUAUGGAAGAUGAACAAAGAGACAAUUUUAAACUUUAUACAUAAUGGCAAUUACAAUUGUGA
Messenger RNA from Paramecium sonneborni, 828 nucleotides. The record is from the annotation of a GenBank genome assembly. Lineage: Eukaryota; Ciliophora; Oligohymenophorea; Peniculida; Parameciidae.